This is a messenger RNA of Scleropages formosus (Asian bonytongue), 1944 nucleotides long. Its product is annotated as scavenger receptor cysteine-rich type 1 protein M130-like. Gene Ontology annotation, molecular function: serine-type endopeptidase activity. Lineage: Eukaryota; Metazoa; Chordata; Actinopteri; Osteoglossiformes; Osteoglossidae. Gene Ontology annotation, cellular component: plasma membrane. Bases 1 to 1944 code for a protein of 647 amino acids. The record is from RefSeq and is a predicted model, not a curated record. Gene Ontology annotation, biological process: zymogen activation. The transcript has 10 exons.
AUGACUUUUUCAGGUCAUCGAGGGAUUCGGCUAAGAGGAGGAGCUCACUCUUGCGCUGGGAGACUGGAAGUCCAACAUGGAAAGAUCUGGGGAACAGUGUGUGAUGCUGACUUCGACUGGCAGGAUGCUGAGGUGGUCUGUAGGUCCCUGGACUGUGGGGAACCUGCAGAGGUGGUGGGGACAUCCAGAUUUGGUCCAGGAGAGGGACAAGUGUGGGCCGAGGAGUUUCAGUGUCAGGGGAACGAGUCUCAUCUUGUUUUUUGUCCAAAAGCAGCACACAAUCAGAGUUGUGCCCAUGACAAAGAUGUUGGACUGGUGUGUUCUGGGUACACAAACAUUAGGCUAAUGAAUGGUCCUGACCGGUGCUCUGGUAGAGUACAGCUGAGAUACAGUGGAAAAUGGGGGACCGUGUGUAAUGAAUCAUGGGAUAUGAGGGCCUCUGAUGUCCUCUGCCAUCAACUGAAGUGCGGUCAUGCUGUGGGACAGGCCUGGUUUGGGGAAGGAAGUGGCCAAAUCUGGCCUGAUGUAUUUCAAUGCCAUGGGAACGAGACACAACUCUCCCAGUGUGCUGUGUCCCCAUGGAGUCGGGCAGCCUGCUCUCAUGGACAGGAUGUAGGAGUCAUCUGCUCUGGUUCGUCUCCGUCCCUUUCAGUUGGGGGAGUCAGGCUGCUGUCAGGGGGGAGUGACUGUGAGGGCUGGGUGGAGGUCUUCUAUAACCAGACGUGGUGGAGGAUCCACAAGAAGUCCUGGAGCUUCACAGAUAGUUCCGUGGUCUGCAGACAGCUCGGCUGUGGCUCUGCAGUGAAAGUCCGUCCAUCUGGAGUAGGUGAAGAUCACAGAUCUCUCCGGCUGGUGGGGGGUGAUGGAGAGUGUGCUGGGAGGCUGGAGGUUUUCCACAGGGGCUCUUGGGGGACGGUGUGUGAUGACUUCUGGGGUCUGGCAGAAGCUCAGGUUACCUGCAGACAGCUGCGAUGUGGGACAGCCCUUAGCGGGCAGAACCCGGUACCAGCCUACUUCGGCCAAGGAUCUGGACCCAUCUGGCUUGGGCGACUGGGCUGUACAGGAAGCGAGUCGUCCCUGUGGGACUGUCCCUCAGCACGGUUUGAGCAGCAAGACUGUGGUCACAAGGAGGAUGUGGGGGUUGUGUGCUCAGAGCACAAGCUUCUGCAUUUGUCUGAGGGCUGCUCUGGCCAUACAGAGGUCUACUACAAUGGAAGCUGGAGAAGCGGGUGCUUUAAUUACAUGGAAAAGACCACAGCUGCAGUGAUCUGUCAUCAGCUCGGCUGUGGAGACAAGGGGACAGUCGAUGAGACAAUCUCCAGGCUCAGUCCUGAACCUACAGGAGAUGAUGGUCUCAAAUGUCGCCCCCAUGACUCCUCACUGUGGCAGUGUCCAUUCUCACUAUGGGGGCAGAACACUUGUACUGAUAGCAAGAUGGCUAAGAUCCACUGCUCAGAAGCCGAUAAGGUUAAUUCCCCUUUGGACUUCACUGACUGUGGCUCUUCCACUUACAAAAGUUCAUGUUCAGGCCACUUGCCCCUGAGACUCAUGGGGGGUACAGACCCUUGCUCCGGCAGGGUAGAGGUGUACCAUAAUGGCUCUUGGGGGACCGUAUGCAAUAAUUUUUGGGACCUGGACGAUGCUGCAGUGGUGUGCAGGCAGCUGGGAUGUGGAGCGGCCCUCAGGGCAGAAAGGGAGGACAGUUUCAAGAAGGGAGAUGGUGUCAUCUGGCUGGAUGAGGUGAACUGCAGGGGCAGUGAGCUCUAUCUGUGGCACUGUUCUUUUUCAGUGCAGCAGAGCAGCUGCUCACACAAGCAGGAUGCUGGGGUUACCUGUGCAGAACUCAUCAAGAGUGAACAUGACCGACUAGAUCUAGCCAUCUAUGAGGAGAUUGAUAACAAAUAUACUAUCCAAGCAACUGAGCAAGUAAUUUGGGUUACAUGA